This is a messenger RNA of Toxotes jaculatrix (banded archerfish), 2440 nucleotides long. It is a transcript of the gene gch1, whose product is annotated as GTP cyclohydrolase 1. Gene Ontology annotation, biological process: tetrahydrobiopterin biosynthetic process; tetrahydrofolate biosynthetic process. The transcript is spliced from 6 exons. Gene Ontology annotation, cellular component: cytoplasm. Lineage: Eukaryota; Metazoa; Chordata; Actinopteri; Toxotidae. Gene Ontology annotation, molecular function: GTP binding; GTP cyclohydrolase I activity; zinc ion binding. Bases 103 to 891 code for a protein of 262 amino acids. The record is from RefSeq and is a predicted model, not a curated record.
CUUCAACUGCAAGCACCGGUGACCCGUCAGAGCGAAGUGUGUCCGGGAGAAACCGAACCGAGAAGUGAUCAGCUGAAGAAGGAAGAGACAGAGAAAGAAGUGAUGGAGCGCUCCAAGCAGACACCGUACGGCUCAAGCGAGAAGAAAGACGCCGGGGACAGCGGCUCCGUGCUCAACGGACACUUUGACGGGAUGGUGAAGCGGCCAGCCGGCGGCACCGGGCGCGCCACCGCUCCCCAGGCUCCGGGCGCGGAGUCCGGCUCGCACCGACCGGCCAGCUCGGUGAUGGAGAGCUGGAAGGAGGAGCGCACCAGGAGCGUGGAGGACAACGAGAUGAGCCUCCCGUCCCUGGCCGCAGCCUACACCACCAUCCUGCGGGGGCUCGGGGAGGACCCGCAGCGGCAGGGGCUCCUCAAAACCCCCUGGAGGGCCGCCACCGCCAUGCAGUUCUUCACCAAGGGCUACCAGGAGAAAAUUAUAGACGUGCUGAACGACGCCAUCUUCGACGAAGACCACGACGAGAUGGUGAUCGUCAAGGACAUCGACAUGUUCUCCAUGUGUGAACAUCACCUGGUGCCCAUCUUUGGCAGGGUUCACAUCGGUUACCUUCCCAACAAGAGAGUCCUGGGCCUCAGUAAGCUGGCAAGGAUUGUUGAAAUCUACAGCCGUCGACUACAAGUUCAGGAGAGGUUGACCAAACAAAUUGCCGUGGCAAUCACCGAGGCCCUGCAGCCCACCGGCGUCGGCGUCGUCAUCGAGGCGACUCACAUGUGUAUGGUGAUGCGAGGCGUUCAGAAGAUGAACAGUAAAACCGUCACCAGCACCAUGUUGGGAGUUUUCAGGGAAGAUCCAAAAACCCGCGAUGAGUUUCUGACGCUGAUCAGGAGCUGAGGAGGAGGAGGAAGCUCCGCCUCCUCCUCGGCUCCUCCUCUUCCUCCUCCUCCUCCUGUUGCCUGGGGUUACCUCCACCUGCACGACCAGCUGUCGUGCUAAAUGUGUGUGUGUGUGUGAGUGUGUGUGUGUGUGUGUCCAUCUCACCAGAGGCAGUGGCAGAGUGUUUACUGUGUUUUCCAGUCGUUUUAAUGGUCAGAUGAGGCCGUUGACUGACUCGUUGUUUACUUUUAGGCGACGGGACAGACUUUACCCCCUUUAGGCCACGCGAGUUAUCUGAUAUCAGUCAGCGGCAAAAUACAGAAGAAGAGUUUACAAAAAAAAAAAAAAAAUCCACCCUGAAAAAAUACUGAGUGGUCAGGGACGCUGGAGGACAGUCUGUCCAUCUGUCCGUCCGUCUGUCAGUCUGUCCGCAGAAGCUUCUCCACCUGUGCUGCCAGAGGUGGAGAAGACAUGAAUUAGUUGCAGCAAACCAACAUUAAAAACGAGCCUUUCUUCAAAAGUUAAUGCACAUGAACCUAAAACUAGAGAAAAUUUAAUUGUGACGUGUUAUAUUAAUUUGCUCAGAUGUGGCCAAACAUUUACAUGCGACUGUGAUAAUGUCUAACAAAUGAUCAGUGAGAUUCUGGUCAGGAUCAUUUUCAUGUACCAGCCUAGUUUAAAACACGACGACAGCUUUUAAAGGCACAUGUGAACAGAUCUGAGUCUUCGUUUGAAAUCUCACUUUAACACUCUGUCACUUCUCAAAACCCACAGUUUACAAACUUUACCGUCACUUCCUUUCCUUUUAUUCAGACCUUCUUAGGUUAUAUCAGUGGAUUUAAAACUAGAUCUCACGCCAUGAACGUUUUUAUUACAAAGCAAACAAAAACAGCCGUUUCAGGAUCAACGUUUGGCGCAAAGUUAUUGGGAGAAAAUGAGCGAAAUGCAGACCGAAGUGAAAGGGCUGCAUCUGAAAACCACCAGUUCUACAAGUAAAUUAAUUUUAAUUUUUUUUUUUUUUUGUAUCAUCCUGUGAAAGGAUCUGUCUUUGUGCCAACUCACCUCUCUAUUAAAACCAAAAACGAGUUGAAGUGACGAGGCAGCCGGCGGGAUGCUGCGCUGCAGACUCACUGUCUGAAAACAGAAAAUAUACAUUUCCAUGAGAGGCAAAUGAAAUGUGUGCGUGUGUGUGUGUAUUCUUUACAGUGAUCACCCCAUCAGAUGAACACUGUGGAGACAAGUGUGUGUCCUUGUAUUAAGUCUUGUGAUUUUUUUCAAUUCAAUGCGUCAAAAUGUCCCCAGACAGAUUUUGAGAGGUUUUAACUAGUGUAACGUGUUGACUGGAGCUGUGUGUGUGUGUGUGUGUGUGUGUGUGUGUGUGUGUGUGCGUGUGUGUGUGUGUGUUGGAGGGAAAAUGAGCUCUAACAAACAGCUCUGAUGUUGUUUUCGUGGCCUUGUUGAGAAGGACGGCCUGUUCUCUGGCCCCUUCGCCAUCAUUGUCACUUUAUGUACUGUGUUCAUUACAAAGACUUUUUAAUCAAAGACAAUAAAUCUUUACUGUAUGUGA